This is a messenger RNA of Pyrus x bretschneideri (Chinese white pear), 1972 nucleotides long. Its product is annotated as cytochrome P450 714C2-like. The coding region runs from base 380 to 1972 and encodes 530 amino acids. NCBI's taxonomy places the organism in Eukaryota, Viridiplantae, Streptophyta, Magnoliopsida, Rosales, Rosaceae. Gene Ontology annotation, molecular function: iron ion binding; heme binding; oxidoreductase activity, acting on paired donors, with incorporation or reduction of molecular oxygen. The record is from RefSeq and is a predicted model, not a curated record. The transcript has 5 exons.
UAGAAUGAGAUUUUUGAGUGCAAAUAGUAGCUCCCAAUUUAAAAUAUGUGAAUUUUAUCAACCUAAAAUGGUCCGAUUAUGUAAACAAGUAUUUAGUUAGUGAAAAGAGGGCUGCCGAAACUAAUAAGGGAAGAAGGAAGAAAUAGAGAAGAUGCUAACGGUUGCCGGCCUUCAAACAAGUAUUUAUUUGUCCUUUCCAAACCUUACGAAAGAAAUAGGUGCCUGCCGGAUUUGGAUGGGGGUGUCAAAACUAAUAAGUCAAGAAGGAAGAAAUAGAGAAUAUGCUAUACCAUUGCUAAAAAAAAAUACAAAUAAGGAAAUAAGGAAGGAAGAAAGAAAGAAAGAAGAGGAGCCAAAAUAAUUGAAACCAGAAGCAACAAUGGCAGCAGCAAAGAUGAUAGGAUCAGCACUGCUGGGAGGCUUUGUGUUAUUCGUAUUAUAUGUCUAUGAAUCUUUGGUCUUAAAGCCAAAGAGGCUAAGAUCAAAGCUUCAAAGGCAAGGGAUCAGAGGGCCUCCCCCUUCAUCAAUUCUCUUAGGCAAUAUCCCGGACAUGAAGAGCAUCAAACUCAAGGUGAUGAGGGAGAAGUCAACAGCUACAGAAACAAGUAGUACCAGUGUCUCAAAAGACCAGCAUGUUUCGAUUGAUCAUGAUUGGCCUUCAACCCUUUUCCCUCAUUUAGCGCAAUGGCGAAACGACUAUGGGCCAAACUUCACAUAUUUAACUGGAAGCAUACAGCAAUUAAGCAUAACAGAUUUAGAAAUGGUAAAGGAAGUUUGUUUGUGUAGAUCUUUGAACUUAGGGAGGCCUACUUUCGUAUCUAAGGAUCGUAAGCCACUGUUCGGCCAAGGAAUUAUAGCGUCAAAUGGUCCAAUUUGGUUGCACCAAAAAAAAAUUAUUGGUCCAGAGUUCUACUUUGAAAGGGUUAAGGGUAUGGUGGAUUUGAUGGUGGACUCCACAACCACCAUGUUGAGAUCUUGGGAGAGUAAAAUCGAAAACGAAGGAGGAAGUGCAGCCUUAGAAGUUGAUAAGGAUUUGAGAAGCUUGUCGGCCGAUAUUAUAUCAAGAACGUCGUUUGGAAGUAAUUAUUCACAAGGGAAAGAAAUAUUUUUAAAGCUCAGAACUCUUCAGAAGAUCAUGUCCCAGGGAAACACUGGUGUACCGGGUGCGAGACACUUACCAACGAAAAACAACAGAUUGAUAUGGAGAUUAGAGAAAGAGAUCCGUGCUAUGAUUUUAAGGGUUGCGAAGGAACGCAGUACUGAGUCUACUUGUGAGAAGGAUCUUCUGCAAAUAAUACUCGAGGGAGCCAAAAAUUAUGAAGACGCUCCUAGCCUAUUUUCAGGUAUAUCCCAGGAUAGUUUUAUAGUGGAUAAUUGCAAGAGUAUAUACUUUGCUGGCCACGAAACCACUGCCACAGCAGCGUCUUGGAGCUUGAUGUUAUUAGCUGCACAUCAAGACUGGCAAACUUGUGCGCGUGCUGAGGUGCUUGAAUUUUGUAGGGAUGGCAUUCCAGAUGCUGAUUUGCUUCGAAACAUGAAAAUAUUGAAUAUGGUGAUUCAAGAGACAUUGCGCCUGUACUCACCAUCAACGGUUGUUGCAAGAGAAGCCUUGGAAGAUAUUGAGCUGAAAGGCAUUCUAAUUCCCAAAGGAACGAACAUUCAGAUUCCAAUUCCUAUUGUGCAUCGACUUCCUGAUAUCUGGGGUCCCGAUGCCCAUGAAUUCAAUCCGAAAAGAUUCGAGCAUGGAAUUGCUGGGGCUUGCAAGUUUCCUCAGGCUUAUAUGCCAUUUGGAGUUGGUGCUCGUAUCUGUACUGGCCAACACUUUGCCAUGACAGAGUUGAAGGUGAUUCUGUCACUUAUUCUGUCCAAGUUUUCCUUCUCACUAUCACCAGAAUACCAACACUCCCCGGCUUAUACGUUGGUUAUUAUGGAACCCGAGCACGGAGUACGUCUCCAUAUGAGGAGAGUGUGA